Pediculus humanus corporis (human body louse) is the source of this 1320-nucleotide messenger RNA. Its product is annotated as seryl-tRNA synthetase, putative. The transcript is spliced from 3 exons. Lineage: Eukaryota; Metazoa; Arthropoda; Insecta; Psocodea; Pediculidae. Gene Ontology annotation, biological process: mitochondrial seryl-tRNA aminoacylation. Gene Ontology annotation, molecular function: ATP binding; serine-tRNA ligase activity; tRNA binding. The record is from RefSeq and is a predicted model, not a curated record. Gene Ontology annotation, cellular component: mitochondrion. The coding region runs from base 1 to 1320 and encodes 439 amino acids.
AUGUAUCAAAGAAUAUUAUCAAGAGCGAUAAGAGAAUUUAUUGAACUUCACACUCGGACAAAACCGGUAUCUAGUAAGAAAAAAUCAAUUUGCCAGUCAAAAAUAGUUUUAGGAGAUGUAGAAUUCGAUUAUGAUUAUAUUACAAAUCCAAAUAAUCGCGAAGAAAUCGAAAAUAAUAUUAAAAAUCGUAAAAAUGUAGGAGACAUAAAUAGAGUUCUCGAAUUAGAUAAUCAAUUUAGAGAUGAAAAAUGUCCUGGCAAAAGAGAAACAUUGUGGCAGUCUCUUGUUAAAGAAGCCGGUAGCCUACCAAAUAAAACACAUCCAGCAGUUAAAGAGUAUGGCGAACGACCUAGAGUCUUAAAAAGUUCUGAACAUGUAACUCAUUCUUUCAUACCUAAAGAUUUUCAGGAAUUGGCCAAAGAUUUAAAAUUAUUAAGAAUGGAAGAUUUAACUACAGUAGCAGGUCAAAGAAGUUAUUUCUUUACUGGAGAUUUGGCUGAUUUAGAACAAGCAUUAAUUAAAUAUACAAUAUCUAGGUUGUUGAAAAAAAAUUUUCAACUGAUAUCAGUGCCGGAUAUAUUACCAAUGGAGGUAUUGGAAAGGUGUGGCAUGACACCAAAUGCUCUUCAAACACAAGUUUAUCAGUUAGAUGAAUCUCAUGGUCAAAACAUUGCACUUUCAGGGACUUCUGAAAUGGCUUUAGCAGCGAUGAAUUCAAAUGUAGUUUUCAAUCUUAAAGACCUACCUGUAAAUUUAGCAGCAGUUAGUAGAUGCUUUCGUUCAGAAGUUUCUCAUUUUGCUGAAGAGAAAGGGUUAUAUAGGGUUCAUCAGUUUACAAAAGUUGAAAUGUUUGGAAUAUCUCAUCCAGACAAUUCGGAAGAAAUGAUGCAAAAUUUUGUCGACAUACAAGAAGAAAUAUUUAGCUCUUUAGGUCUUGAUUAUCAAAUAUUAGAUAUGCCAAUGCAUGAAUUAGGGGCUUCAGCAUAUAGAAAACAUGAUAUUGAAGCUUGGUUUCCCGGUAAGGAAAUUUAUGGUGAAAUAUCAAGCUGCAGCAAUUGUAUUGACUAUCAAUCUAGAAGACUCAAUAUUAAAUACAGAGACGAAGAUAAAUUAUUUCACGUUCAUACGGUUAAUGGAACGGCUUGCGCCAUACCUAGAAUGUUGAUGGCACUUUUCGAAACUCAUCAACAACAAAAUGGAAACAUUUUACUGCCAAAACCGUUGAGGCCUUUUCUUAACGGUAAAGAAGUUAUACAAGUACAAAAUUCAAUACCAAAAUUAAUAUCGAGAAUAAAAGAAAGUCGUAAAAACACAUCGUAG